AUGGGCUUCAGUUUUAAAAAAUCUGGGGAUAACUUCAAGGCGAUUAGUUUCUAUGAAGAAGCGCUGAAGAUGAUGGAAGAGGUGUUGGGUAAGAGUACGAACCAUCCAGACAUCGCUAUGAUGCUAGGCAACCUUGGAUCAACUUUCCACAAGGCAGGAGUACACACAAAGUCCAUCCAGUACUGCGAGCGAGCACUGGAAAUGAUAGAAGGUCUCGACAGUGAGAAUUCAGGGAAUCCUGACAUUGCUGAAUACCUCCAACUCGCGACGGUUUAUAAAGACCAUGGAAACUACACAAAAGCUAUUCAGCUCUGCGAGGAUGCGUUAGACAUGUUGAAAACCAUCCACGGCGCGAAUGAAACAGGUGGAGGGGACGAAGUUUGCCACUCCGACAUUGCAGGGGUUCUUAAUGCUCUGGGGUGCCUCUGGGAUGAUGUCGGUGAUAACGAGAAAGCCCGCGUGCACAAGGAACAGGCAGGAGAAGUCACGACGUCUCUAGAGUACUGCGAGCGGGCACUGGGAAUGAUAGAAGGUAUCAACGGGGAGGAUGCGGUGGACCCUAUCAUUGCUGAAGUACUGAGUGAUAUCGCGACAGUCUAUGAAGACCUCAAAGACUACAAACAAGCAACCGAGCUCUACGAGGAUGCGUUAGGCAGGGUCAAAACCUUCCGCGGUGCAAACCAAACACAUCCUGACAUUUCAAAGCUGCUCAACAACCUCGAGACAGUCUGCCAAAAAGCUGGCGAUCAAGAAAAAGCUAACGGGUACCACGAACAGGCACAGGGUCUGAAGGCAGCUGUAGAGGGACAUGAAAAUGCAGAUAAUGACAUCAAGCAGCCCUUAGGAGAAUAG
This is a messenger RNA of Branchiostoma floridae (Florida lancelet), 852 nucleotides long. RefSeq names its product kinesin light chain 1-like. The coding region runs from base 1 to 852 and encodes 283 amino acids. Lineage: Eukaryota; Metazoa; Chordata; Leptocardii; Amphioxiformes; Branchiostomatidae. The transcript is spliced from 2 exons. Gene Ontology annotation, molecular function: protein binding. The record is from RefSeq and is a predicted model, not a curated record.